This is a messenger RNA of Protopolystoma xenopodis, 630 nucleotides long. Lineage: Eukaryota; Metazoa; Platyhelminthes; Monogenea; Polystomatidea; Polystomatidae. The record is from the annotation of a GenBank genome assembly.
GACACUACAAAAGACCACCAGUGGGUGAUCUGUGAUGGGCCUGUUGACGCACUGUGGAUCGAGAAUAUGAACACCGUGCUUGAUGACAACAAAAUGCUAUGCUUGGCCAACUCAGAGCGCAUCAAGUUGACUUCAUACGUACACAUGCUUUUCGAAGUUCAGGAUCUGGCAGUCGCCUCACCAGCCACAGUCAGUCGAUGUGGUAUGGUGUAUGUCGAUUCACAGGAGCUUGGAUGGCUGCCCUAUGCGAAGACUUGGUUAAACACCGUAUCUGAAAAGUUGACAACGGAAAUACACGAUUAUCUCUUGAACUUAUUCGAGAGGUAUGUGGAGCAGGCACUGCAAUUUGUGAUGACCAAAUGCACAUCAAUGAUACCUCAGGUCCCGAUUGCUCGAAUUCAAACAAUGUGUAAGCUGCUGGAGGUCCUCAUCACACACCCGGGUGGACUCAAUAUAAAGAUGGAAGCUCAAAAGAGGAAUCCUCUGUUGGCAAUGUCAUUUAUUUUCAGUCUCCUUUGGGGCCUGGCUGGUAACCUAAUCGACGCUAACUGGGACUCUGUUGACUCAUUUCUUCGCAACCUUUUUGAUGACUGUGGAGAUGCAAGGGGUUUCGUGGCUGCCACUAAAUAA